Glycine soja is the source of this 1587-nucleotide messenger RNA. Its product is annotated as small GTPase LIP1-like. NCBI's taxonomy places the organism in Eukaryota, Viridiplantae, Streptophyta, Magnoliopsida, Fabales, Fabaceae. The transcript has 7 exons. The record is from RefSeq and is a predicted model, not a curated record. Gene Ontology annotation, molecular function: GTPase activity. Bases 358 to 1359 code for a protein of 333 amino acids. Gene Ontology annotation, biological process: intracellular protein transport. Gene Ontology annotation, cellular component: endomembrane system.
GCAUGAUUACGAUCAAUGUUCGUUCAUCCCUUCAAUUUUCUGCCACCAUCGUCCCAAAACCAUUUCAAGACACUACACACACACACACACACCAACCCAAUCAAAUCUUCGUCUGAAUCCUCUUCUCUUUCUCGUUCACCGCAUCCCAAACUCCUCAGAUCCGUCGUCGAUUCGGUUUUCCCGCUUUCUAAUUUUUCGUUUUCCAUUUUCUCCCGGGAUGCGUGAGAAGUUCUUGCUCUGUCUGAUCUCGGCGUGAUUCUCACGUGACAUGGGUUUUGGAACCUGACGAGUGCAUGUAUGCGUGUGUGUGGUAGUGAAGGCGUGUUUUGAGUUUUCGUCGUCGGCGAAGAGAGAAUCAUGUUCUGGAGGGACCGUGAGAGGGAGAACAAGGAGUUGAACGGUGGGGUCCUUUGUGGCCAGGUCAGAGUCCUCGUUGUUGGUGAUUCAGGUGUUGGGAAGACUUCUUUAGUUAACCUGAUUGUAAAAGGUUCUCCAAUUGCUCGCCCUCCUCAAACAAUUGGUUGUUCAGUUGAUGUGAAGCAUAUUACUUAUGGAAAUUCAGGCAGCUCUUCCAGUAGCCUUAAAGGUGAUUCUGAGAGAGACUUCUUCGUUGAACUGUGGGAUGUUUCAGGACAUGAACGGUACAAAGAUUGCCGGUCCCUGUUUUAUUCACAGAUUAAUGGUGUAAUUUUUGUUCAUGAUCUUUCACAAAGAAGAACAAAGACUAGCUUGCAGAAGUGGGCAGCUGAGAUUGCUGCCACUGGGACAUUUUCAGCUCCUUUGGGAUCUGGUGGUCCUGGUGGCCUUCCUGUUCCUUAUAUUGUUAUUGGUAACAAAGCUGAUAUUGCUGCAAAAGAUGGUCCAAGAGGAAGCAGUGGGAAUCUUGUUGAUGUUGCACGCCAAUGGGUUGAGAAGCAGGGUUUGCUUCCUUCCAGUGAGGAGCUUCCUUUGACUGAGAGUUUUCCUAGUAAUGGGGGCCUUAUUGCUGCUGCCAAAGAAGCAAGGCAUGACAAGGAGGCUGUGGUGAAAUUUUUCCGCAAGUUGAUCAGGAGAAGAUAUUUCUCAGAUGAAAUACAAAUACCUUCACCAGCAUGGUCCAUUCCUUCUGUUCAGAGACAAGCUCAGCGUAUAGAUGAAAAUUUCACAGAAGAUGAUCAAUCUUAUAAUACAAGUGAUCCUUACAAGUAUAACAUGCUUCCCCCACUUCCAGCACAACGAAAUCUAACGCCGCCACCCACACUCUAUCCUCAACAGCCAGUUUCGGUGUCGGAAAACUAUAGUUUCCCUAGAUUUUCCUUGUCAGGCUCCUCAGAAAUCAGUACUGUGGCGAGAACAAAGCGAUCAGAUAUUAAUGUCUGAAGAUCUGUGUAUUUGAUUAUUAGUCAUUGUUAAUACAUGGAUGUAUUCUUGCAUGGAACAAAGAUAUAUGCUUGUUUAAAUUCUUUGUUCCUAUUGUAACUUGUCAAUUGAUUCAUUCGUUUUUAAGAGGCUUUCUCAGUAGACGGAGGAGCUACUUGUUCAAAGUUUGGGGAGAAUUUAAAUGAUACAUACUCGAUUCUUUUAUAUCAUACUUUUCUUUUCCUGCUA